AUGGCUGAACUGAGCGAACAAGUGCAAAACUUAAGCAUCAACGACAACAACGAGAAUGGUUACGUUCCUCCUCACUUAAGAGGCAAACCAAGAGGUGCCAGAAACAACAGCAGCAACUACAACAACAGCAACGGCGGCGGCUACAACGGUGGCCGUGGUGGCAGUUUCUUCGGUGGUAACAACCGUCGUGGCGGUGGUGGCUACAGCAGCGGCGGGUUCUUCGGUGGCAACAACGGAGGCAGCGGCGGUAGCAGAGGCAACGGCCGUUCCGGUGGUAGAUGGGUCGAUGGCAAACACGUCCCAGCCGCCAGAAACGAAAGAACCGAGGCAACCUUAUUCGGUGUUCCUGAGGAUCCAAACUUCCAAUCCUCCGGUAUCAACUUCGAUAACUACGAUGAUAUUCCAGUGGACGCUUCCGGUAAGGAUGCUCCUGAACCAAUUACAGAAUUUACCUCUCCACCAUUGGACGAAUUGUUAUUGGAAAAUAUCAAGCUAGCCCGUUUCACCAAGCCAACUCCAGUGCAAAAAUACUCUGUCCCUAUCGUUGCCAACGGUAGAGAUUUGAUGGCUUGUGCGCAAACUGGUUCCGGUAAGACCGGUGGGUUUUUGUUCCCCGUCUUGUCCGAAUCUUUCAAGACCGGUCCAUCCCCUCAACCAGAAGCUCAAGGCUCCUUCUACCAAAGAAAGGCCUACCCAACCGCCGUUAUCAUGGCCCCAACCAGAGAAUUGGCUACACAAAUUUUCGACGAAGCCAAGAAAUUCACCUACAGAUCCUGGGUCAAGGCUUGUGUCGUGUACGGUGGUUCUCCAAUCGGUAACCAACUAAGAGAAAUCGAACGUGGUUGCGAUCUUUUGGUCGCUACCCCAGGUCGUUUGAACGAUUUGUUGGAACGUGGUAAGAUCUCUUUGGCCAACGUCAAGUACCUGGUCUUGGAUGAAGCUGAUAGAAUGUUGGAUAUGGGUUUCGAACCUCAAAUCAGACAUAUCGUCGAAGACUGUGACAUGACACCUGUUGGUGAAAGACAAACCCUUAUGUUCUCAGCCACUUUCCCAGCUGAUAUCCAACAUUUGGCCCGUGAUUUCUUAAGUGACUACAUCUUUUUAUCCGUCGGUAGAGUCGGUUCUACUUCUGAAAACAUUACCCAAAAGGUCUUGUACGUUGAAAACCAAGAUAAGAAAUCCGCCCUAUUAGAUUUAUUGUCUGCCACCACUGAUGAUGGUUUGACUUUGAUUUUCGUGGAAACAAAGAGAAUGGCCGACCAAUUGACAGAUUUCUUGAUCAUGCAAAACUUCAGAGCUACUGCCAUUCACGGUGACCGUACUCAAUCCGAAAGAGAACGUGCCUUGGCUGCUUUCAGAUCUGGUGCCGCCAGUCUAUUGGUUGCCACCGCUGUUGCUGCUAGAGGUUUAGAUAUUCCAAACGUCACCCACGUUAUCAACUACGACUUGCCAAGCGAUGUCGAUGAUUACGUCCAUAGAAUUGGUAGAACCGGUCGUGCCGGUAACACCGGUCUUGCCACCGCCUUCUUCAACAGCGAAAACGCUAACCUUGUCAAAGGUUUGCAUGAAAUUUUGACUGAAGCUAACCAAGAAGUUCCUCCAUUUUUGAAAGACGCUAUGAUGAGUGCUCCUGGUAGCAGAAGCAACAGUCGUAGAGGCGGUUUCGGUCGCAGCAGUGGUAACAGAGAUUACCGUAAGAGUGGCGGCGGCGCUAGCGCUGGUGGCUCCUGGGGAGCUCCAAAGAGUAGAGAGGGCUCCUUCAGAGGUGGCAGCGGCAGUGGCAGCGGUUGGGGUAGCGACAACAAAUCAUCUGGCUGGGGUAACAGCGGUGGUUCUUCAAACAACUCUUCUUGGUGGUGA
Messenger RNA from Saccharomyces eubayanus, 1860 nucleotides. It is a transcript of the gene DED1, whose product is annotated as DEAD-box ATP-dependent RNA helicase DED1. Gene Ontology annotation, cellular component: nucleus. Gene Ontology annotation, molecular function: RNA helicase activity; RNA binding; ATP binding. The transcript has a single exon. The record is from RefSeq and is a predicted model, not a curated record. Lineage: Eukaryota; Fungi; Ascomycota; Saccharomycetes; Saccharomycetales; Saccharomycetaceae. Bases 1 to 1860 code for a protein of 619 amino acids.